Molecule: messenger RNA, 741 nt
Organism: Adineta steineri
Lineage: Eukaryota; Metazoa; Rotifera; Eurotatoria; Adinetida; Adinetidae
Source: the annotation of a GenBank genome assembly
AUGGGAAGCGGCUUUAGUGAUAUGAUUGGUAUCGAAGCAGCUGGAACAGAAUUAGCUGAUGCUCUGAAAGUAGCUGAAGCUAAUGCUACUGGUGAGUUACGCAAUGUAAUGUUAACGGGUAUUAAUUAUGUCAAAUCAUUCACGCCCAAUCAGUUCGUGUUAAAGAAAAAAAUGUCAAAUCUUCCGGAUAAUUAUCAACCGCCAGAUCCACAUUCACUACCAACUGGUCCAUUGGAUACAACGACAUCAUCAUAUGGUUUUUCACAUACAAUGAUUCGUAUAAAAGAUCCUCAUGUUUCACUGGAUUUUUAUACACGUAUACUUGGUAUGACUCUUGUUCGUGUUAUGUCAAUGCCUGCUGGUAAAUUUACGAAUUAUUUUUUAUGUUAUCCUCAAUCAGAAGUACCCGAUAGAGAUAAUCAUGAUCAAUUAAUGAAAUGGUUAUGGCAACAACAAGGUAUUCUUGAAUUAUGUCAUAAUUGGGGUACUGAGUUACCUGAAAGUGAUUUUCAAGGUUAUAAAUCUGGUAAUGAACCUGAACACAAAGGAUUUGGACAUAUUUGUGUAUUUGUUGAUGAUCUUCAUAAAGCUUGUGGUCGUUUUACUACUUUAGGUGUUCGAUUUAAGAAAAGACCUGAAGAUGGUCAAAUGAAACAUAUUGCGUUUAUUUUAGAUCCUGAUGGAUAUUGGAUUGAAAUCAUACAAAACGGUUCUGGUGAUAAAGAAACACCAAAGCAAUAA